This is a messenger RNA of Myxocyprinus asiaticus (Chinese sucker), 1450 nucleotides long. RefSeq names its product myosin-IIIb-like. The record is from RefSeq and is a predicted model, not a curated record. NCBI's taxonomy places the organism in Eukaryota, Metazoa, Chordata, Actinopteri, Cypriniformes, Catostomidae. Gene Ontology annotation, biological process: protein phosphorylation. Bases 5 to 1411 code for a protein of 468 amino acids. Gene Ontology annotation, molecular function: protein kinase activity; ATP binding. The transcript has 13 exons.
AACUAUGGCAGGACAUACCAAUGGAAGAACAGAUGAGGUAAAUAACAGAGGGCUGGAUAACUCUGAGGAAACAGACAAGAAAGAGUUUUACCAUCUCCACGGCAGAAUAUGGAGGUCUCUCUAUGGGCUGUACCCAUACAAGUCAAGCAUGAUCGGUCUAGAGUCACUGGCAGAUCCAUCUGCUGAAUGGGACAUCAUGGAAACCAUUGGAAAAGGGACCUAUGGCAAAGUCUACAAAGUCAUCAACAAGAAAGAUGGAAGUCAAGCAGCUGUCAAAGUUCUGGAUCCCAUUAAUAAUCCCAGUCACACUAACAGAGAUGUGGAUGAGGAGAUUGAGGCAGAGUACAACAUCCUGCGCUCGCUGACCAACCAUCCCAAUGUGGUCAAGUUCUUUGGCAUGUUCUACAAAGCAGACGAGCUCUCAGGAGGACAGCUGUGGCUUGUUCUGGAGUUGUGUAAUGGAGGUUCAGUUACUGACCUGAUAAAGGGAUUGCUGAUGAGGGGAAAACGUCUGGAGGAGCCCAUCAUCUCCUUCAUCCUGUAUGGAGCGCUUCUGGGUCUCCAGCAUCUCCACAACAACAGAAUCAUCCACCGUGAUGUGAAGGGCAACAACAUCCUCCUCACCACAGAUGGUGGAGUCAAACUUGUGGACUUUGGUGUCUCAGCUCAGCUGACGAGCGCCCGUCUGCGCAGAAACACAUCUGUUGGAACCCCGUUCUGGAUGGCUCCUGAGGUGAUAGCUUGUGAACAGCAGUAUGAUUACUCAUAUGACGCCCGCUGUGAUGUCUGGUCUCUGGGCAUCACUGCCAUUGAGCUGGCAGAUGGAGACCCACCCCUGGCGGAGAUGCACCCGGUCAAAGCGCUCUUCAAAAUACCACGGAACCCUUCUCCUACACUUCGUCAGCCAGAUCAGUGGUGCAGAAGUUUCAGUCACUUCAUUACUCAGUGUUUAAUAAAGGACUUUGAGACACGUCCAUCGGUGACUCAUCUGUUAGAGCAUCCGUUCAUUAAACAGGCACAUGGGAAGGACACAUCUCUCAGUCAGCAGCUGUCAGUGCUCAUUCGUGAGCAACAAGACGUGAGCAGCAGCAAUAAGACCAGGCAUGAGCGGAUCAAUACUCGAAAAACACUGAUAAUUGAGAGCUGUCCUGAUGACGAUCUGGUGAAUCUGGAGGUUUUAGUUGAGGUCAGAUAUGAAUAUUUACAAGAUAUAACUGGAAUUAAAGGAACAGUUCAACCAAAAGUUUAUAAAUUUACUCACCAUCAUGUCGUUCCAAACCCUCAUGACUUUCUUUCUUCCGUGGACACCCAAGAGUGGAAAUUUGGACGAAUGUUCACACUACUCUUUUUUUAUACAUUGAAAGCAGAUUUGCUUAACCAUCUUAAAUUUGGUUUUCUUUUUGGAGCUUGACAACCCUUGAUUAAUGUUUGCUUUUCUUGCAUGGGAAAG